AUGGCUGCACCUGAGCCGGAUGCGAAGCCCUCCCCCUCGCUGCGCUCGCAGUCCUUCGCCAGCCUGGACGACGUGCUGUACCGGCAUCUGCAGUGGACGCUGGCCAUCGACUUCGAGCGCCAGCAGCUGCGCGGCUUCGCCGAGUACACGUUCGCCUACACGGGCACAGCCAAGUCUCCCGUCUCCAGCGGGCUGCAAUGGCUCGCUCCGCAAUUGACAGCCGGAAAAAUGUAUCCAUUUUUGUUCACGCAGUGCCAAGCCAUCCACGCCCGCAGCGUUGUGCCGUGCCCCGACACCCCGGCGGCCAAGUUCACGUACUCGGCUACUGUUACCGUCCCUCAGUGGUGUACUGUGCUCAUGAGCGCCAUCGCCCACGGCCACGUGAAGAACAACGAGCACGAGCUGACCAAGAAGUGGAGCUUCCGACAAGAUGUACCCAUUCCGUCGUAUCUGUUAGCCAUUGCUGCCGGAGAGAUGGAGAGUGUGGAGUUGAGCCCUCGCAGCCGCGUGUGGGCGGAGCCGAGGGUCGUGACCAGAGCGGCACAUGAUACUUACGACCUCGUGUGUCUGCCCCCGUCGUUCCCGUACGGAGGCAUGGAGAACCCAUGUUUGACGUUUGUAACCCCGACGCUGCUGGCGGGAGACCGCUCUCUGGCCGACAUUGUGGCCCACGAGAUUGCUCACUCGUGGACGGGCAACUUGGUGACCAACGCGACGUGGAGUGACUUCUGGUUGAAUGAAGGUUGGACUGUGUGGCUCGAGCGGAAGAUUGUAGCCAAGAUCCACAAUGACCCCAAAACGUACGACUUGAAGGCGGCUUUGGGCAUGCGUGGACUGGUUGAGGCGGUGCAGUCCUUCGGACCGUCGCACCCGUACACGGCUUUGGUUCCUAAGUCGGAAGGUGUUGAUCCGGACGACGUGUUCUCUCGAGUGCCGUAUGAGAAGGGCUUCAACUUCCUCCACUACUUGUCGACCGUUGUCGGCUCGGAGGAGUUCGACCUAUUCGCUCAGGCUUACAUCCAGAAGUUCAAGUUCCAGACGCUCACUUCCCAAGAUUUCCGCAUCUUUUUCGAGAAACACUUCGCCGCGCAGCCCGAGCUGCUGAAACAGAUUGACUGGGAUGGCUGGUACUACUCGAUUGGCAUGCCGCUGAUCACCAACAAGUUCGACACGUCGAUGAUCAGCCAGGUGCGAGCAUUGGGCGAGAAAAUGAUGACGACAGCGGACGACAAGAAGUGGGCGAAGGUCACGGACCCGCGCGUGCUCCGCAAGUGGCCAGCCUCUCUGUGGAUUUUGCUGCUGGAUACUUUGCUCCUGCUGCAAACGGGCAGCCACGCGCGGUUGUCAGCGACCCAUUUGGACGCGAUCGAUGCGUUUGGCCACCACCACUUGAGUACCACACACAACUCGGAGUUGCGCUUCCGCUGGUUCACGCUGGCGUUGCGCUCCGGCGACCUGCGCGUGCUGGACCGCACCGUCGACUUCUUGAAGGAGCAGGGCCGCAUGAAGUUCGUGCGUCCUCUCUUCCGUGACCUGUGCGCGACACUGGGCGUGGUGCGGGGUGCCACUAUCUUCGAGGACUGCAAGUCGCUGUACCACCCGAUCGCCGCGAAGAUGAUUCAGAAGGACAUCGAGAGCUUGCAGGUGUCCAAGAAGCACACGAGAGCGAUGUACUCCAAUGACUUCAACGGAUUUUUCGCUCACUGGCUCGGGCUGCCCCAGGAGUACUCGCUCUUGGCAGUGGCUCUCGGUGGGCUUACGAUUGUUACGGCGGUGGCUUUAUCCAAGCGUCGCGAAGAGCGGAGGUAG
Phytophthora sojae is the source of this 1809-nucleotide messenger RNA. RefSeq lists its product as hypothetical. Gene Ontology annotation, biological process: proteolysis. Gene Ontology annotation, molecular function: zinc ion binding; metallopeptidase activity. The transcript has 4 exons. NCBI's taxonomy places the organism in Eukaryota, Oomycota, Peronosporomycetes, Peronosporales, Peronosporaceae. Gene Ontology annotation, cellular component: cytosol. The coding region runs from base 1 to 1809 and encodes 602 amino acids. The record is from RefSeq and is a predicted model, not a curated record.